GUUGCCAACGCAAGGGAACGCGAAGAAAAGCACCUCAUCGCCGCUUUAAACGUCAGCCGGCAGCAGCCGAAAGCAAAGCUGGCCAACGAACCUCUCAAAUCCUGUCAAACGCCGUGUGUCGUCGAGCUGAGCAGAGCUACGCGAGUGUUGUGUGUCGAAAUCUCAACAUCCAAAAAGCAGUCGAAAGUUCUUUGGCUUCCCAUCUUUCCUGGUUCUUCUUCUCAAGUUCCCAACGGUUUGUCUUCUUUUUUUUCGCGUGUCAUGGAGCGAUUCGGAGUGCCACGCGGCAAGCGACCCAGGGUGCAGAUUUCGCUGGACGAUAAGGAGCGAGCCAUUGCCCGCAUCCGCGGUGGUGAGACCAAGGCAGGCAUCUCCCGGGAGCUCGGUGUCCCGGAGUCCACGGUGCGCGGCUGGGUCAAGCGAGCCGAGCAGCGGAUGGCCCGCGAGGCAGUGCAGCAGCCUGCUCCAGCUGCCAAUGGUUAUUCCUCGAUUCUGGCCAUUGCCCUGGCCAAGCCGCAGCUAACCAUUACCCAAGCAUCAGCUACUGCUGCGUCUUCUUCAUUGGAGUUGCCUCAAAAGCGAAACUACAAUGGUCAUACUGUGGGAUCUAAUCAUGUCCAGGCAGCUCCUUCCGUGACCGUGACCCCUCCCGUGCCACCUCCUCUGCCCUUUCCACUGCCUUCGUUUGAUUCUACGGACGGCGACUCACAGGUUCUGGGAUGGUUGGAAGUUUUCAAUGCCGGCAUCAUGAACUUCACCCUGAUCGCCACGGCUGCCCUGCUGCAGGCUCGUGCCCGCGGCAAAUCGGAUUCACAGCCACUGUGGCAGAUCAUCAGGGAUUACGCGGACGAGGCGGCUCGCAAUGUGGCCGCCAACGGGGGUCACUACAUAGAGAGCGCGGCUCCACCUGUCAUCAAAUCAAAGCCUCUGGUGACCAGACUGAUGAGAACGACUGCAAGUCCCAGACAUCGGCAGCUGCGCCCAAAUCGCAGCAGCAAGACCAAGGCGCCACUGCGCCUACACAUCACCGCCGAGGACGAUGAGGAUGGCUUUACGGAGAACGAAGUGGAGUUGUGAUUACAACGCUGGGAUCUAGGCGGUUUAUUUGUAGAAAAUGUC
Messenger RNA from Drosophila kikkawai, 1119 nucleotides. It is a transcript of the gene dany, whose product is annotated as distal antenna-young. The record is from RefSeq and is a predicted model, not a curated record. Gene Ontology annotation, molecular function: DNA binding. Lineage: Eukaryota; Metazoa; Arthropoda; Insecta; Diptera; Drosophilidae.